Messenger RNA from Rubroshorea leprosula, 1332 nucleotides. The record is from the annotation of a GenBank genome assembly. Lineage: Eukaryota; Viridiplantae; Streptophyta; Magnoliopsida; Malvales; Dipterocarpaceae.
UUCUGUUUAGGGUUUACAGAAACCCUAAAUCUCAGUUGCGGAUUUCGACCCUGCGCAGGCCUUGGCGCGAAACAACUCGAGAUGGGUAAGGAAGUUAAGGCCAUGGUUCCUGAGUCAGUGUUGAAGAAGAGGAAGAGGAGUGAAGAGUGGGAAUUGGCAAAGAAACAGGAAGUUGAAGUCACAAAAAGGAAGAAUGCUGAGAAGCGAAAGCUGAUUUUUAGUCGAGCUAAGCAAUAUUCCAAAGAAUAUGAGCAGCAGGAGAAAGAGCUCAUUCAAUUGAAGCGUGAGGCAAAGUUGAAAGGAGGAUUUUAUGUUGACCCUGAAGCCAAGCUUUUGUUCAUUAUUCGGAUUCGCGGAAUCAAUGCCAUGCACCCUAAGACAAGGAAGAUUUUGCAGCUCUUGCGUUUGAGACAGAUCUUCAAUGGUGUGUUCCUUAAAGUUAACAAGGCAACAAUGAACAUGCUUCACAGGGUUGAACCCUAUGUGACUUAUGGCUAUCCUAAUCUCAAGAGUGUGAGGGAAUUAAUUUACAAGAGGGGUUAUGGAAAGUUGAACAAGCAGAGAGUUGCUUUGACUGACAACUCUAUCAUUGAACAGGCUCUGGGCAAGUACGGCAUUAUCUGCACAGAAGAUCUUAUCCACGAGAUUAUGACUGUAGGGCCUCACUUCAAGGAAGCAAAUAAUUUCCUAUGGCCAUUUAAGCUUAAGGCACCUCUUGGUGGUCUUAAGAAGAAGAGGAACCAUUACGUUGAAGGAGGAGAUGCUGGAAACCGUGAGAAUUACAUCAACGAGCUCAUCAGAAGAAUGAACUAGGUUAGCAGUUCUGUAAUUUAGUUGCUCGGUGUACGCCUAUUUUUGUCAGAACGAUUUCGUUUGGAGUUAGAAAAAGUUUUUUUCUCUCCUGAGAGCAGAGAAAACGUCAUGGUUUUUCAAAUUCUAUUUUGUGACUUAAAUUUCAUUUAAGCUUGUAAUGAAAAUGUUGUUAAGAUGCUUGAAUGAUGAUAUUAAUAUCUGUUAGUCGGUAGCUUCCUCUGUUAAAUUUUCAGCUUGUGUUGGAUGCUUAUCUUUCUUUACAUCUCCUGUUAAGAUACAAUUCUAUUUGCUAAAACCUUUUAUAAUGUUCUAGUCUUCUAGAUCUGAAAUGUUGUGGAAGCUUUAUGUAAAACUUGCACACGUAAAUGGGUCUUGUUUCACCCCCACGCAAAGUUGGGAACCUUCGCAAUGGCUUUCCUCCUUGGCGUUGGUGACGCUCUUCUUCCCUUUUUCUUUUUCUGCACAAUUUAAACAAGACUUCACCGACCCCGGACGACUUAAUAAUUUAAAAGGAUUUGG